CACUUUUUCUUUUUUUGUCACUCUUUGUUCGGACAGUAUAGUUUUGAAAGUAAUCUUGGAACCAGGCUUUCAAUAAAUAUACGUACAACAUUACUGUCCUUACAACCGUAAUUGAAAAAAAGACAUAUCUCUGCUCUCUUGAAUAUUACACUGAUGAACAAACAAAGUACUGCAAAUGUAUGGUCUGCAGCUCAAAUAUGUCAACAUUUCUGGGUGGAAAGCAAUUUGACUCGACUACAGAUUCGGCAAAGAACACUUCAAUUCUAUAGAUCUUCUUCACGACGUGUUUGUACUACAGCGAUCUGUCAACAACAACAACAACAAUAUACAUGUCCCAUACCCAAAAGACGACAUGGUUUACCCACCGCCACUACACGACAAUGGUCUCAACAGGAACAUUAUCGUCGUUCAUUAACCACACGAUCUUACUCUUCCAUUCAUCCUCAAACAACUAUCGAUACUUCACACAAUAGAAAGAUAUCGACAACUGAUACCAACUUGAUGACUGGCCAACAACAAAUGACACCAUCAUCUAGUCGGACAAUAUUAUCUGCAGCUUUGGAACAGUCUGAUGCAUCGACAGCACAAUCCUUGUUGAAUAUUACAUUGCAACUAUUACGACGUCGUGAUCCACAACUUGCUUGGGAAUGUUAUACCGAUCUAGCCUCCAGAGAUUUAUUACGAUAUGUAACCUUAGAUCAAUUCAAGCAACUUAUCAAGCAAUUCAAUCAUCAUAGCAAACACGUUCAAGGAUUGGAAUAUGUUUUGACAUUAGUAGAAGAUAUGAAGCAUUUAGGUUUCCAAGUGGCUCGGAAGGAAAAAUUAAUAGUGAUGCGACUCUUGGGGAUGAAUGGGAAACUAAGAGAAAUGGAAAAAGUAUUUGAAGAUCUUGGAGCUGACGAUUUGGACAACAAGGAGCAAAUAUUAUUGGCACUGGACGCUAGUAAUUCGACAAGCAACAAGAACAACAAUACUAACAUUAGUAAUGAUAUUCAGAAACCAUACAAUAUUAUGUUAAGCUCUUAUCAAGAACAUGUUUCAACUAUUGGUACCAUGUUGGUGGCACAGAAAUCAAUGGAUAUAUAUGGGGAUAUGUUAGACCUUGGUAUUCGACCAUCAGGUGCGGCAACUCGAGUAUUGAUGGAAAAUAUUCGACUUGGAGGACAUACGGAUAACAUAGCUGAACUUGUAUGGGAUUGGUUUUGGAACAAGAUUGGAUUGAACGUUGGAGGCAAAACUAGGGACUUGGAACCAUCUUUAUAUCGAGAAAUGGUGAUCUAUUUUACGAGUGCUGGUCGGCCCGAAUAUGCUCUGGAAAUCAAUGAUAUCAUGACCAAGAAGAACAUGGCCAAGGAUCGACGUAUGAUGACAGCUUUAAUUCACAAGGUGGGUCGUGCAGGUGACAUCAACAAAUCCAUGGCUUUAUUGAAUGACAUGAUGAAAGUGGAUCAAAUGGAACCAGAUAAUAUUACUUUUAAUGCUCUGAUCGAUAUUUAUACUCACAAGAAACCUAAACCUGAUUUUGCCGGUGUCAGUCGAAUGUAUUCUAUGAUGUUGGAUAUUGGACUGGAACCUGAUAUUUAUACCUACGGCACCUUGAUCAAUAUGUUUGGAAAAGAAGGGGAUUUGACAAUGGUACAUCGACUUUAUAAGGAUUUGAAAUCAAGAAAUAUUGCACCUUCACCACAUAUCUAUUCCGCUUUGAUUGAAUGCUUUAUCAAUAAUGAUGAUCAACACUCGGCUUUGGAUGUUUUACGGAUAUUACAUCAGAACACUUCUCAAUUCGACAACCAAGUCCAACCCAACAAGGUGAUGUACAACAUUUUGAUCAAAUCAUACGUUGAUAAACAUGAAUUACGCCAUGCGUUUACUUUGAUCGACUUGCUCAAGAAAGCUGACCUGAUGAUGGAUGCUAGAACAUUUACACCUGUGCUCUCUUAUUAUGCUGAUCGUGGAAAUAUCAAGGAGAUUCGGAAAGUGAUGGACAAGAUGGAAGCUUAUCAAGUCGAAGGCAAUGCAUUUACAUAUACAUCUCUUUUGCAUGCAUAUUCCAAAGCUGGUGAUAUGGAGACGGCCGAGCAACUAUUUAAAGAAUACAAGCGACGAUGGCGACCCAAUGGACAUACUUUUAAUGCUCUUUUGUAUGUAUAUAUUAAGAAGAACGAAAUCGACAAGGUAUUUGGAACAUACAAACAGAUGCUCAAGACAUUCAUUAAAAUGACGGAACAUACCUAUGGCCUCUUGAUGUAUUUCUACUCUCAACGACGGGAACCAAAAGCAGUCGAAGCUCUGAUGAAAACGAUGCAAGCCAAUGAAAUUACACCUGGAGCUAUCUGCUGGAGUAUUUUGAUGCAAAGUUACUUUAGAACAGGACGAUCAACUGAAGCCAGACAAGUCAUGGAACAAAUGGUGUCAGCUGGGACAGAACCUACUUGGAUUACAUGGACGACACUCAUCAAUGGACUUGUACAAGAAGGUGAAUUGGAUUUAGCUGAAUCUGUGAUGCAAAAGACAUUGGAACGACAAAAAAAGAAACAAGAGGCUCAACUCGAUGAUAUACAACAAUAUUUCGGUGGAUAUGCAAAACUAGCCAAUAUCGAUCUGAACAGCAAAAGCCGCUCUUUAUUAUCAGAUGAUCAAGCCUAUACCCAACAGUUACCUACAACCAUCGAAGAUUUAUUGGAGCAACGACAACAACAAUAUUCCGGACGCAAACCUUUCAUUCCCCCUGGUCAUCUUUUUACACCGUUGAUUCGUGGUUAUACUCGCAAUGGACAAUUCGACAAGGCUCGUGCUAUUUUCAACAUGAUGCAUCAAGCAGGAACACCAGUCAAUCAAACCAUCUAUUCAACUUUGAUGAAAUUGUAUCAACAUGAACAACGUUACGAUAUUGUGGAAAAUAUGUGGCAAGCUUUACGGAACCGUUCUCAAUCAGCAUCCUCUCCUACGCAUAUUUUUCUGGAUGGUAUAGGUGAUAUUGCGUUACCUAUUUGGCAGCUUGAUGAUACAGAUGAUGAAGAAACGCAACUUCUUUUGGAUAUCAACAAUAGUAAUAUAUCUGAUUCUGACACUCUUACUAGUGAUGAUAUGGAUGAUGAUGAUAUCAAGCAAACAUUACCAUCACCGUUUAUACUAUCAACCUAUAUGGAUUCUUUGAUGGCACAGGGGCGAUUUGAUGAUAUUUGCACAUUAUGGAAUACUUUGGAACAAGAAGCUUAUCCAUUUGAUGAACAAAAUUGGAAUCGAUACUCUGUGUCUUUGGUUAGCAAGGGUGACUUGAUGGAAGCCUGUCAUGUCGUGCACAAACGUGUUUUGGAGGCCAGCGAUGAAGAUGUCAAGAAAAACGUACGACCUCGUGAUCAAUCCUAUUUCUUUUCGGACACUACUGGAAAUCAUCUUCAUUUACAUCGUAGGACAUGUCUUGUAUUUGCUGAUGCUUUUGAUAUUCCUGGUCAUACUGGUAUGGGGAGUAAACGGUUACGUUCUUUGGUGGUAGAAAAAAUCAAUUUUUUGGUCAAGGAACAACAAAAAACAACAAAUUUAGAAUAGAUGACUCUCUCCUUUUGUUUUACAUUUUGCUAAAUUGUACAUAUUUUUAUUGAAUCCCAUUCCAUAUAAUAAAACAAUAUUAUUUAUUUA
This is a messenger RNA of Halteromyces radiatus, 3639 nucleotides long. RefSeq lists its product as uncharacterized. The transcript has 2 exons. Bases 154 to 3549 code for a protein of 1131 amino acids. The record is from RefSeq and is a predicted model, not a curated record. NCBI's taxonomy places the organism in Eukaryota, Fungi, Mucoromycota, Mucoromycetes, Mucorales, Cunninghamellaceae. Gene Ontology annotation, molecular function: protein binding.